AUGACAACAUCAGAGAGCACAACAACUGCUAUCGUUCAUGAAGCUAUAAAUGAAGAAUACGAGUACAUACAAUAUAACAAACAGUUACGUCUCAUUCGUUCAGUCAAAGAUGAUAUGUACCAAAUGCAAAGUAUUUUGACAGCAUGUUAUGCUCCAGAUACUAAGAAACCACAAGACUGGUUUAGGAACCAAAGCACUAUUGAACUAUUAAAUGAAGCUGAAAAUUCGACUACGGAUUUUCUCGUAGUCGCAAAAACUCGAGUAAGUAAAAAACCGCAGUCGCCAAAACUCUAUGAAAAUCGUGAAGAACAGCGAGACCGACUUUUUUCGGGGUCGCCAAAACUCUAUGAAAAUCGUGAAAAAUUGCCAAACGGUUUGAGAGGAUAUUAUGUACAUAGACUUCUCGUAAAUGCUGUAGCAAUGUGGGCUUCUCCUCGUUAUGCAUGGCAUGUUUACAGACUUCUUGACGAAAUUCAUAGACAAGAACGUGAAGAGAUGGAAAACAAGCUUGAAUCCAAAGACAAAAGCAUUCAGAAAAGAAUACCACGUUCAGUACCAAAAGGAAAGGAAAAGAGUUAUAAGUAUAUGAUAUAUACUGAAGAGUUGGAAAAUGAAGAAGAUAAAGAUAUGGUUAUGUUACAUUUAGUCAGAAGAAACAACAAAAGCUUUUACGACCUUGCUAAGAUAUAUAAAUCUGACAGAAACUGGUUCUAUCGUGAAAACUUACCGAUUUCAAUGACACCGAAUGAGCAAAUAAAGGAAAUUGUCAAAAAUACUCUUCCUCAAACACACUAUGACAUCAAAGGUUGUACAAUACUUACCUUCAAAGAAGACUUACCAUUACUGAAGGAAAAAAUAACAGAGUAUUUCGAUAACUUCAAAGAGGAAGAAUGA
Molecule: messenger RNA, 894 nt
Organism: Trichomonas vaginalis G3
Lineage: Eukaryota; Parabasalia; Trichomonadida; Trichomonadidae
Product: KilA, N-terminal/APSES-type HTH, DNA-binding family
Exons: 1
Coding region: 1-894 (297 amino acids)
Source: RefSeq, a predicted model, not a curated record